Candoia aspera is the source of this 1697-nucleotide messenger RNA. RefSeq names its product acid phosphatase 6, lysophosphatidic (gene ACP6). Gene Ontology annotation, cellular component: mitochondrion. The transcript is spliced from 10 exons. Gene Ontology annotation, biological process: lysobisphosphatidic acid metabolic process; dephosphorylation. The record is from RefSeq and is a predicted model, not a curated record. Gene Ontology annotation, molecular function: lysophosphatidic acid phosphatase activity. The coding region runs from base 218 to 1474 and encodes 418 amino acids. NCBI's taxonomy places the organism in Eukaryota, Metazoa, Chordata, Lepidosauria, Squamata, Candoiidae.
GAAAAGAAAAAGGAAACCUCAUUUCCCACGAUCCAUCUCCAUCCCUAAUAGGUUAGGGAGUUUCUUUCAGGAAGUCUUAUCAGCUGGGUUAUUUGUAAAUCAGAGGAUAAAAGUGGUUCGCGUUGCAUGCCCAAGCAAAGGCAGAGAAGGACGCAGGCGGCUUGUCUUGAGAGAUCUUCUACUUCCUCUUAAUUUUUAAAGACUAAUUUCCGUUAGCAUGAAUCUGUGGGCUCGGGCAGGCACGGUGGGCGCCCUGUCUUGUUACGUGCACAGCAGGAAGAUGGUACUGGCCGAAGCUGAAAGGAGCACCACAGAGAGCAGCAGCAACAACAGCCAGCCAGAGCUGAAACUGGUGCAGGUUCUGUUUCGGCAUGGCGCUCGCACGCCCCUCAAGCCAAUCCCAGCCGUUCAGCAGCAGGUGGAGUGGGAUCCUGCUCUUCUGGAGAUCCCUGAUCAAACAAAGUUUCAUUACACAGUAACUAAUCUCACAGGUGGACCAAGACCAUAUUCUCCUUAUGAAGAAAACUACAGAAAAACACUGCUGAAGGGAGGUGUACUUGCGGGGCAAUUGACAAAAGUUGGCAUGCUGCAAAUGUUCGCACUGGGGGAACGGCUAAGGAAACGUUACAUUGAGGAGUCCAAUUUCCUCUCAUCAUCAUACAAACCUUCUGAGGUCUUCAUCCGUUCCACUAAUAUUGUUCGGAAUCUGGAAUCCACACGGUGUUUGCUAGCUGGGCUGUUCCAACAACAGAAAGAACCUGUUACCAUUGUCACAGAUGAAGCAGAAUCUGAAAUCCUUUAUCCCAAUCCAAUGAACUGCCAACAACUGAAACAUAGGCAUAGAGAUAGAUUGGCUAGUGUGAAUUUGCACCAAGACAUAGCUGAAGAUCUGAAGAACAUUAAACAAAAGAUGGGCAUUAGCAAUGAGCAAGAAGUAGACUUCUUCCUCCUCCUUGACAACAUUUUUGCAGAACAGGCACAUGACCUACCAAGUUGCCCUGUUUUGAAGAAUUUUAUGCAGCUAAUUGAGCAGAGAGCUGUUGACUCGUUCCUUUAUGUUACAAAAUACAGUUCAAGGGAGAUUCUUCAGAUGUCUGUUGGUCCCCUCCUGUAUGCAGUAGAGGAGAACAUUCGGAAGGCAAUAGAAUCUUCCUCUUUUGAUAGUAACACCAGGAAGCUCAUUCUCUAUGCUGUUCAUGAUGUCACACUCUUCCCGUUGCUGAUGGCUAUGGGGGUCUUCAAUUCAAAGUGGCCUCCAUAUGCAGCAGAUGUGACUCUGGAACUCUAUCAGCAUUCCAAGGACUGGUUUAUACGACUGAUCUAUAAUGGAGAGGAGCUGAUUCCAAGAGGGUGUAAAGAUGGUUUCUGUCCACUAGAAGAUUUUUUAAAUGCUCUUUCAGUAUAUAGCACAAAGCCACUGGUAUAUAAAAUGAUUUGUUCCCAGACAGAAGAGGCACUUUUACAACACAGUUGAUCAGGAAGGCACAGCAACCUUGUUACUCUUUCUAAAUAGUGUAAAAGUAAUGUAUUAUUCAUUGUAUUUUAACUUGAUAGCUUAAAUAGAUAGCAACCAAAAGCUUUUUAUAAUGGUGAAAAUGGAUGUUGGUUUCACAUUCUGGAAAUGAGCAGAAGUAGUAAAAUGAAAGCUAUUUUGGAGAGGGCAUACUAUAUUACUACCUACAGGGAGUAUUGAUGGA